CUAGGAAACCGAUAGAUAGUGACUUGCACGAUUACGGUAUCUAAAAACAGCUCAACCGUCUUGGAGUGACUUCACAUCAUAGUCUCGCAAUUGUCAACCAUUGCUACUUGGCCCUCCAGUUCAAAGAAGCCCGAGACUCAAAAUAUCUGCUCACUGGAUGCCUUAUUGGCUUGGAUCGGCAUAAAAAAUGAGUUCGUUAGAUUCCAAAGUGGUCGAUAUCCACACCCACAUGUAUCCUCCUGCCUAUGUCGAACUUCUAGAGUCAAGAAAGACAAUACCUCUGAUCCGUCGGUUUGAGGGUGCCAAGGAUCCUCGGUAUAUUAUCCUACCAGCAGAGGCAGAGGCACUCGACAAGAUAACAGCCUCUGAUCCUAACACACUCCCUACAAACCUACCGGGCCGUCCCGUGACGACUCACUAUUCAUCACUGGCUCAGAAACUUCAUUUCAUGGACACGCACGGAAUCGAUAUUUCCGUCAUCUCACUUGCGAAUCCGUGGUUGGACUUCGUGCCUUCCGAAACGGCAGGAGAGACAGCAAAGUCAGUCAACAGCGCUUUUAGUGAGAUGUGUAGCACUGCACCGGGCCGACUGUUCUUCUUCGCCACGUUACCCCUGACCGCACCACCCGAGACCUUGCUCGCAGCCAUCGGACAUAUCAAAGGCCUCAAGUACUGCCGCGGCGUGAUAUUAGGCACCUCAGGCUUGGGAAAGGGGCUCGACGACGCAGCGCUGAUCCCCGUUUUCCGUGCCCUGGCCGCAAAUAAGUUGACCAUUUUCCUACACCCGCAUUAUGGCCUUCCAAGCGAGGUCUGGGGUCCACGCGCUACCGAGGAGUACGGACAUGUCCUCCCUCUUGCUUUGGGCUUCCCCAUGGAGACCACUAUCGCCGUUGCCCGGAUGUACCUGGCGGGGGUAUUCGAUGCUGUCCCGGACCUGCGCAUGUUGCUCGCUCACAGUGGUGGGACACUUCCUUUUCUAGCUGGGCGUAUUGAGAGUUGUAUUGUGCACGAUGGCCAUCUCGUGCGUGAGGGAAAGGUCAAAUCUACGCGCCGAACGAUAUGGCAGGUUUUAAAGGAGCAGGUAUACCUCGAUGCCGUCAUUUACUCAGACGUCGGGCUCAAGGCCGCCAUCGACGCGAGUGGUGUCGAUAGGCUUAUGUUUGGUACGGACCACCCGUUCUUCCCGCCACUGAAUAGCGAUGAGCAAGGCGAAUGGGAGAGCAUGACGUGGAAUAAGGAGGCAGUGAGCAAGGCCCUAGGCGCAGACAGUGAGGCUGCGAGGGCGGUCAUGGGUGGAAAUGCUGUCGAGGUCCUGAAACUCUAUGGAGAUGAUUAAGUGAACGAGCGAGAAAAAAAUUCGAAAUAACAUAAAUGAUUAUGAAA
This is a messenger RNA of Xylaria bambusicola, 1383 nucleotides long. RefSeq names its product uracil-5-carboxylate decarboxylase. The transcript has a single exon. Gene Ontology annotation, cellular component: cytoplasm; cytosol. The record is from RefSeq and is a predicted model, not a curated record. Gene Ontology annotation, molecular function: hydrolase activity; carboxy-lyase activity. Gene Ontology annotation, biological process: secondary metabolic process. Bases 188 to 1336 code for a protein of 382 amino acids. Lineage: Eukaryota; Fungi; Ascomycota; Sordariomycetes; Xylariales; Xylariaceae.